Messenger RNA from Naegleria lovaniensis, 3006 nucleotides. RefSeq lists its product as uncharacterized. The record is from RefSeq and is a predicted model, not a curated record. Lineage: Eukaryota; Heterolobosea; Eutetramitea; Acrasida; Naegleriidae. The coding region runs from base 1 to 3006 and encodes 1001 amino acids. The transcript is spliced from 4 exons. Gene Ontology annotation, molecular function: protein binding.
AUGUGUGCACUGCAUAAUCUCGAAGAAUCUGCCCAUCGACGAGAGCACAAAGAAGAGACUCCCCCGACCACGUCAUCAACCCGAAACAUGAAGAAGGAACAUGAUACGACACGAAAGGAGUUGAUGAGGAAUACCCCAACAAUCGAGAAUGUCGAGAAUACAACAACAGAACUCUCAGAGAAGCUUUCUCAUGUUCUUCAUGCAUCUAACAAAGCUGCUGAUGACUCACAAUGCAAUCCAGAACAGACAUGGGAUGCAUAUCAUUUGCAUUUACCUCCGGAAAUAUUAGCUAAAAUAUUCUCGUACGUUGCUUGUGAGCCCAUCUUUCUGUAUUGCUUUUCUUCUCUACCGAACGUUUGUAAAGUAUUUAGGAGAGUUUUACAACGAGGUUUAGGUUAUCACGACGAUGAGGCUACUGACAAAAAGGAUCAAGAGAUUGAACUUUCGUUCUCCACAAACAUCAAAUCAAGUUUUCAACAUAAUUUAAUUGUCGAUUGGUUGAACUUUCCACUUCUUCAAAAAGUCAUCAAUUCUAAAAGAUUGGAGACAAUUUUUCAAAAUACGUCCCGUAUUUCUUGCUUGGACCUUUCGAAUCAAAGAAGCAUGUUUCAAUCAUUGCUUUCCAAAAAUUUAUUGGACGAUUUUCUCUUAUUAAUAGAAAAUUUAUAUUUGAAGUGUAACAAUAUUAAGAGAAUUUACUUGUGUGGAUGCUUUUCCAUUGAAGAAUCCAAAGAGAUGACAACUUUCACAAUCAAAUUGAUUAAUCUUCAUAGAAAAUACUCAAAAGAAAGCUGUGAUAGUUGCUACAUUGAUGUUAGCCCACAUUUCCUUCCUUCCAUCUUAUCGAAUGAGGCCACAGAAUAUUUAUCAUACAACCUGGCUGUCAUAGAAUUGCAAAAUGAGUUUCCAGAUGUUCAAGUAGUGGAUUGGUAUGAUUUAUUAUUCAAUCCUAUCGAAACAGACUUGGAGUUUCUUGAAAGAAUCAAAUCUGUUGACUCUGUAAAUAUACCACACGUGAAUGUAAGAGGAUGGUCCCUUCUUCACAGCGCAAUUUUAAAUGGCUAUUACAGAAGUGUCCAAUAUUUACUCAGUUUACCCCACGUUAAUGUAGAUAUUUGUAGUAAUGCUAGCUUCUCUAACGAUGAAACUUUAAAAGUGCCAACACCAGAGGAUGAAGAUGAGUCACCAAAAACACACAAAUCCAUUCCUUCUCUUGAGUUUAGAUUAAAAUACAAAGGCACUCCACUUUUCUUUGCAAUGUAUAGAUAUGCAACUAGUGAUAAAUCAAUAAGUGGAAACAAAGAUAUGGAGGUUAUGGACAUGCUCUUGCAUAGAGGAGCUUCAUAUAACAUUACAGACAAUUACAGAAGAUCAUUCUUGCUCAUAGCCAUUAGUUACAACUUUCCUCUAACAUUUAUCAAUUAUAUUUUGGAUCACUGCAACCAGAUAUUCAUGUGCGACUCUAAACACAACAACGUGCUGCACCAACUAUUUUUCUCACCGGCUCUCAUCAAGGACGUUCUCAAAACUAGGAAAUUAAUGGAAACAAUAUUUUCAUUAGCUCCUUCCUUAUUCUACCAAUGUAAUUCAGCCAACCAUUUACCAAUCCAAAUACCGUUUGUCUUUAACAAUUUCAAAAACUUUUUAAGCAAAGAAUGUGGAGUCGAGCUUGUUAGAGCCAUAAGUCAUUUCAUAGAAUGUACAAAGAAGUAUGGAGGAGUUGAUAUGGCCAAUACUUUCAUUGAGAUGGCUAUUGAGGAUUGUCUCAAAAUUAUUAAUGAUGGAAAGCUUUCAAAAAAGAAAACUCUGGUUGUUAUUAACAAGAUAUUUAUUGAAUUAUUGGAUAUGAAAAUCAAAGUGAGUCUCAUUGAUCCUGAAGAUGUGAAUGCUAUCAGAAAUGAGUGCAUGCGGCUUGAUGAGACAGGCGUAAAUAUUCUGCACAGAAUGAAAAAGGCAGAUUGUGUGAAAGCUUUCUUCAAAUACCUUGGCUUAGAGAAGGUAUCUUAUUAUUUUUAUAUUAACACUCCAGAUUCCAAUGGAAACACAUUACUACAUCACUUAAUAGCGGAAAGUGAGUCUGAAUUUCAGAUUGGAAACGAGAGUGAUAGAAUUGUUGAGGAACUGCAAGGAGACGUUACAUAUCGAAACAAAGUUGGAGAGACUCCACUUUCACUUGCAGCCAAGAGAGGCUAUUAUUCGUGUGUCCAUUUUAUGCUUUCAAAUCAACAGACAAGCCACGUCUCUGAAAAACAAAUCAUUGAUCACAAUGACAACAUUUUAUGCAUUUUGAGAAGUUCAAGAAACGAUACACCCAAAGACAGGCGUCCGUGUUACUCCAUCACCUCAUGUAUUAAGCUCAUUCAAACACAAAACGAAAUGCUUAUUCAAAACUUGAGACAUCCCAAAGAUUUUGACCAUGUUUAUGACGAAAUAUUGAAAGGAGAUAGCUACUCAGACGAAACAAGUAGCAGCACUUCGAGUAGCAGAACCUCUUCACAAUUGAGCCUUAUGGAUAUGAUCAAACUGAGUGAGGAAAAAAAGGAAAGCAAAAAACAAUCUCAAAAGGCCGCUAAAAGAAAGAAAAAGAAGGAUGCCAAACAAAAAGAUUUUGAGUACCUUGAUUCCGUUCUUUGCAAAACACCAAGAUACAUGUGUGUGGAAGAGAACUUUAACAACGGUGAACAUGAUGCCCUCCUUGUUGUCUGUGAAAAAACUUGUUCAGGAGAUACAAGGUCAGUGAUUAAGUUUAGCGUGGAAAAAGCACUUCAAGGCUCACCAUCCAACAAGAAUUGUCUUGAAGAGAUGUGUGAGAGGACUCAAGAUAAAUUUGAAAAUUGCAAUGUUCUGGAAGGACUGGCAUUUCUGCAUUCAACAGGUCAAGUGUAUGUUUGCGAUUCCCGUGGAGAGUCGAUUCAUGUUUUGAAAUUGGACAACGGUGAAUAUAUACAAGAGAUUGAGAUAGAUCCAAUACAGCAACAGGACACCUCAUGGUAUACAAAUGCGUAA